Molecule: messenger RNA, 744 nt
Organism: Protopolystoma xenopodis
Lineage: Eukaryota; Metazoa; Platyhelminthes; Monogenea; Polystomatidea; Polystomatidae
Source: the annotation of a GenBank genome assembly
AUGGAUCUACGCAACCAUGAGGGUGAUCCAGAUAUGAGAUCCGAGUCGCUAGAAGAUAAGGGGAAAGCUCUCGGCAUCUCAAAUCCUCGUGGUCUCGAUGUCGUUCUCGUCUCUCGGUCUCGACUUGUCCUUCUCUUCAGACAUAACGUCUGCACAUACAUUCGCCUCUUCUUUAGGAUCUCUUCCACCCCAAAUCGUGGCCAUCAAAUCAACCGUCUCCGCAUGAGUCUCUUACCUUUCCUGUUACCCGGGCGGAUUCGGCUUAUGAAUACGCCGGUUUGGAUUCGUAUUCCAAUGUUUAUCAAGAAAUCAGAGUCGGCCGAAGCUAAUUUAUCUAACACUACUUCUCCUUGGCAUUGGUGGUCCAAAUUUUCGUCUCUGUGCGCAGACAUCGUUCCCGAAUUCCUUGCGUUGGCUCUCGAGCUUAACGAAGACUUUCCGGAAGACUUCACCGAAGACUUAAAUCGUUGGCUUGCCGAACCAAUAUCAUGCUUCCUUAUUCCAACGCGUCUUUUUGUUACGAAUUCUAAAGGAUUUCCUGUCCUGAUUCGCCCUCAUCAACAGCUUAUUAGCAGAUUACUCAAGCUUAAUGUGCAAAUAAUGAUUACUGGUGCUUGCAGACACAACAGAGGAUACGUAAUUUAUCAGCAAUAUAUUGCUUGGUUGCUGAAGCAUCAGACUGCCCCUGACACUUAUGAAUUGCAUUCUCGAGGCAUGGAGGACAUUCCCCAGGUUCGUAAUUAA